Messenger RNA from Ylistrum balloti, 2623 nucleotides. RefSeq names its product neuropeptide receptor 15-like. Gene Ontology annotation, molecular function: G protein-coupled receptor activity. The transcript has 3 exons. Bases 41 to 1249 code for a protein of 402 amino acids. Gene Ontology annotation, biological process: G protein-coupled receptor signaling pathway. Lineage: Eukaryota; Metazoa; Mollusca; Bivalvia; Pectinida; Pectinidae. Gene Ontology annotation, cellular component: plasma membrane. The record is from RefSeq and is a predicted model, not a curated record.
UGCACUUACAGUAUGUUAUAGAUGGAAAACGUGUUCGACAAUGGAAUCAACUACAACUUCAAUUUCAUCAAAUUCCGAAUUCAAUUGUUCUUUUGGGAUGCUGAAUGGAAAGAUAUUUCAUGGUAUUAACUCCACUCUGAACGGCUACGAUCUUGGUUGUAACGUUACCAUGAAUGCAGACUCUAACGUUACAGUCGAGAUGCCACUACAUGUGGUUCACACGACAUCAGUCCAGGCUGUGGUCGGUCUCUCCUUGCUGUUUUUCAUCAUAGAAAUCGUCGGCAUCGUCGGGAAUAGUCUUGUCGUUAUUGUCGUCCUGUUGGACCGAAAGAUGAGACAAUCUGUCACUAACAUUUUUAUCAUGAAUUUGGCGGUAUCUGAUUGGUUGAUAAUGGUGUUCGGGAUACCGGAAAUCGUCCAAGUGAUGUUAAAUCGAGGUUGGGUGCUUGGACCUGUCCUUUGUAAAUUUAAUCGUUUUGUUCUAGUGGUAUCGCUGUACGCCUCCAUCUUGUCCCUGGUAUCUGUCUGUAUAGAGCGGUUUGUGGCCAUUGUCCAUCCCAUCAAGGCCCAGAUCCUUUGUAACAGACGUAAGAACGCCGUAGCCGUCAUGUUGGUGUGGAUCGUCUCGUUUGCCUGUGGACUUCCCACCGCGGUGUACAACCAAGUCCUACCGCCGGGAUACUGCCAAAUAGUGUUCCCCAACCACAUCCGGGAUAUUCAGAUAUUCAAGUUUACAGAAUUUGCCCUGUUUUAUUUUGUACCUGUGUGUAUACAAAUCACACUUUACGCCGUCAUUGGGAAAAGACUGUAUGCCAGUACGGAUGAACUUAGCACUAAGUUUCAUAUGCGGAAGGAGAACAAUUGUAAAACGGAUCGUGCCGCGGAGACAAUUAAGGCGAGGAAGGGCGUGGUGAAGAUGUUGGUUGCAAGUGUAUUAGUAUAUAUAGUGUGUUACGCCGCCCCGCAGGUGCUCACAUUCUACAAUACUUUUGCUGAUCGGCCGUUUCACAUGAGCUGGUCAUUUGGUGUGUUUACCACGGUAGUAGCGAACAUCAACUCCGCAGCAAAUCCUGUUUUGUAUAGUAUAUUUAGUCAAAAUUUUCGACGAAACUUCAAAAAGUGUUUGUUUUGUUUAUGCUUACGUCACCGCAGGAAGGAAUAUAUCAGAGCGAGAUUCGAUUCUUUUGAGUCACGUGGUCUGUCUAGAAAAGUUAGUACAACGACAAAAACAACAAUAUCAAGGCUUUAAUUUGUAUGCUUAUUUUUUACUGGUAUUUAUCUUUAUCGUGUUUGUUGUAAAAAACUCAUAUAACUUGUGAUGCUGUUUCAGUGCUUUUUCUUUAAAAAAACAACUUUGCAUUCCACGAUCUAAGGACGCCAUUAAUAUUCAUGGUCAUGUUUGUAAAGGGGAUGAAUUGUUUGUCUGAUUACAUUUUAUUUUGUAUUCCGUCUCCGGUCAUACAUUUAGAAUUUCUCUGAUUGUCAUGAAACGCAUUCAUCAUCAUAUCAUCAUUAAUGUCUUACAUUAUACUGGUGUCACCUCUGUCAUUGAUAUCAGAAUGUUACGUUAUAUUGGUGUCACCUCUGUCAUUGAUAUCAGAAUGUUACGUUAUACUGGUGUCACAUCUGUCAUUGAUAUCAGAAUGUUACGUUAUAUUGGUGUCACCUCUGUCAUUGAUAUCAGAAUGUUACGUUAUAUUGGUGUCACCUCUGUCAUUGAUAUCAGAAUGUUACGUUAUAUUGGUGUCACCUCUGUCAUUGAUAUCAGAAUGUUACGUUAUACUGGUGUCACCCCUGUCAUUGAUAUCAGAAUGUUACGUUAUACUGGUGUCACCCCUGUCAUUGAUAUCAGUAUAUUACGUUAUACUGGUGUCACCCCUGUCACUGACAUCAGGAUAUUACGAUACACUGGUGUCACCCCUGUCAUUGAUAUCAAGAUAUUACGAUACACUGGUGUCACCCCUGUCAUUGAUAUCAGGGUGUUACGAUACACUGGUGUCACCCCUGUCACUGAUAUCAGGAUAUUACGAUAUACUGGUGUCACCCCUGUCAUUGAUAUCAAGAUACACUGGUGUCACCCCUGUCAUUGAUAUCAAGAUAUUACGAUACACUGGUGUCACCCCUGUCAUUGAUAUCAGGGUGUUACGAUACACUGAUGUCACCCCCCCCCCUCCGUUUGAUCAACACAGAUAUCAAGAUGUUACGAUACACUGAUGUCACCCCCUCCGUUUGAUCACAGAUAUCAGGAUGUUACGAUAUACUUAUUUCAUCCGUUUUAUCUUGAACUUUACUAAGAAGGAAACUAGUGUAUUGUAGUAUCUGUGUUACCGAUUUUUUUCUACUUAUAGAGAAAUCUCUGAUUGCACUAGUCCUCUCAUCUUUGAACCAGAAAUCAAUAGUCAGCAGGAGAGCUGUUAGCACGCAUAUCAUUAUUCAAAUGACUGAUCUAGCUACUAUCAGUUACGAUUAUGUAAAUGAAACAUGAAAGGUUUCUUUCAUGUACGGUCUAUUAAACAUUAGCAAGAUCGUGUGCAAACGAUUUGUUGCCUUCAAAGUUUCAUUUUGACUUGGUACUGAAUGUAUAAUGAACGUAGACGUAAGAUAACACGAUGUAGAUAUGUCA